GGGUGCGGCAGCGAGCGGAGCCCGCAGCGGCGCGGUGCUCGGGGACCAUGGCAAAGCGGGUGGCCGUGGUGCUGGCCGGCUGCGGCGUGUUCGAUGGCAGCGAGGUGCACGAGGCUUCGGCCGUGCUGGUGCAUCUCAGCCGGGAGGGGGCUCAGGCUGAGGUGUAUGCUCCCAACAUCCCCCAGAUGCACGUGGUGGACCACGUGAAGGGGCAGCCAACGCCGGAGCAGCGCAAUGUCCUGGUGGAAAGUGCCAGGAUAGCCAGGGGCAACAUCAAGGACCUGGCUACGCUGGAUGUCAAUGGGCUGGAUGCCCUCAUCAUCCCAGGUGGCUUCGGAGUGGCAAAAAACCUGAGCACUUGGGCCACGCAGGGCAAGAACUGCAGCAUCUCCAAGGAGGUGGAGGGUGUCCUGAGGGCAUUCCACGCUGCCCACAAACCCAUCGGGCUCUGCUGCAUCUCCCCAGUGCUGGCAGCCAAAAUCUUCCCGGGCUGUGAGGUCACCGUGGGACACGACACGGAGUGUGAGCAGUGGCCUUAUGCCAAGACUGCCGAGGCCAUGAAGGAGCUGGGCUGCAGGCACGUGAACAGGCAGGUGAGCGAGGCCCACGUGGACGCGCGGAACCGGCUGGUGAGCACCAGCGCCUUCAUGUGCAACGCGCCCAUCCACCACGUGCACGAUGGCAUCGGCAACAUGGUCAGGGAGGUGCUCCGGCUGGCCUGAGCCCCAGCUCCUCUCCGUGCAUCCUGGCCAGCUCCUCUCCGUGGAUCCACUCCUUCCCCUCCCACAGCAACAGCAGAGUGGCGCUCUAGCUCUGCCCCGAGCUCUGGUGGCGGCUGAGCAGGGACAAUCCUGGAGGUGUCGUGUUCUGCCAAGGACACGCCAGCCCCUGGCAGGAGCUGGGCUGGGAGCUGCUGGGGGAUCGUGGCAUGGGGUGGGUUGGGAGGGACCUUAAAUUCAUCUUGUUCCAGUCUCCUCCCAUGGGCAGGGACCCCUUCCACUGUCCCAGGCUGCUCCAGGCUGGCCUUGGACACUUCCAGGGAUCCAGGGGCAGCCACAGCUUCUCUGGGCACCCUGUGCCAGAGCCUGCCCACCCUCACAGAGAGGAAUUCCAUCCCAAUAUCCCACCUAUCCCUGCCACAGGCUCCCACAGGGCCCAGGGUCAGCUGCUCCCCAUCCCCUCCCUCAGAGCAGGGAAUUGUGGCCAAAGGAAGGAACCCAGUUCUGCUACCAAAUAAAACCUGAUGCUUCUACUGAAUUCUGAACUCUGCUUCUGUCUCUGCCUUUCCCUCUGGAGCAGGACAAGCUCUGGGUCAGUUGGGAAAAUGAUACAGGAAGAAAUCCCCAGCACCAGCCCCCUUGUUUUGCUGGGAUUUGUCAGAACCCAGAGUGGAGCAGGAAUGUGACACUGGUGAGAGCAGGACCAGCCCCAUGUCACUGGUGGGAAGAGGUGAAAUUCUUCUCCUGCAUUAACAGAACCAGGGAAUUCCAGGUUGGAAGGAUCUCAAGGCUCACCUUUGAAAGGUCCAACCUUUCUUGGUAAAAUUGCUGUCUCAAUAAGAUGCCCCAGCAGCCUGUCCUGAUGGAUCCCAAAGUGCCCAAACUCAGGGAAUCCAUGUCUUCCAACAGCUGAUUUUCUCAUGGUGAAAAAUUGUCCUACGGUGCCCAAUCAGAAUCUCCCCAGGAAUGUCCUGUAUAGAUUAUCCCUUGUCCUUUCCAUGAUUCCUCAUAAAAAGGGAGUUUCUUUCUCCUUUGUAGCCACCCUUCAAAUACCAAACAAGAUCUCCCCUAAUCUCAGUCUCCCCAGGCUGAGCAAACUCAGGUCUCUCAGCCUCUCCUCACAUGGGAACUUCCCAGGCUUUGGAUCAUCUUUGUGGCCUCUGGAUCCUCUCCAGCCUGGCCACAUCUUUUUUUGGCAAAGUGGGGAUCAAAACUCCUUCCACAACUCUGAUGGCUUAAAAAUAAGAUUUUAUUUGAAAUCCAAUCCCAUCUGCAACCUCUGAGCAUUCUUAUAAGCACAGAGCUCUCAGCAGCAGCACUGAGAAUUUCCUUCUGCACAGAUUUCGUUACCCAUAUGAACUGAACACAAGGUAAUUUGCAGGAGUUUACUUUUAUUUUGAGUUUAAAGAAUGCCCUAGAAAAGGGGGGGAUGGAUAAUCCCAUAAAACAGGUUCUAAAAAGGUGGUUCCUGCAAAUAUAUCAUAAAAAGAGUUCACUGUAGGGCCUAAACCAAGACAUAAACCCAAACCAGAUUUACACUGAGCAAUAGAUUGACACUGUCUGGUUCUGAGUCAUCUCUUUACCUAACUGGAAUCAUUUGGACCCAUUUUUUUAGUCAGAAAAGGAUCUGAA
Messenger RNA from Passer domesticus (house sparrow), 2351 nucleotides. Its product is annotated as putative glutamine amidotransferase-like class 1 domain-containing protein 3B, mitochondrial. The coding region runs from base 48 to 722 and encodes 224 amino acids. The record is from RefSeq and is a predicted model, not a curated record. The transcript has 4 exons. NCBI's taxonomy places the organism in Eukaryota, Metazoa, Chordata, Aves, Passeriformes, Passeridae.